CUCGCAAAGACUCGACCCGACUCGACAUAUACCAGGAUCACAACAGAACGAUGCCAACCGCAAGGACACAUGCAGCACAUGGAAACCCCAAGGGACAGCACCAUCCCAACUACCCAAACCCAGGCCAUCCACAGCAGCAGCAACAGCAACAGCAACCGCAGCAGCCGCAACAGCCGCAACACGACUCGCACUCGGUCAUCCUCGUCACCGCAGGAUACGACCAUGUCAUUCGCUUCUGGGAAGCACUGAGCGGGAUCUGCUCCAGGACCAUUCAACAUCCAGAUGCACAAGUAAACAAGUUGGCUAUAUCCCCCGACAAACAGUACCUCGCAGCAGCCAGCAACCAACACGUCCGUCUCUACGACAUCAACAGCUCACAUCCCAACCCAAUUCUAUCCUUCAAAGGACAUACGAGCAAUGUCACUGCAGUAGCAUUCCAUUGCGAAGGCAAAUGGAUGGUCACGGCGAGCGAGGACCACACGUUAAAGAUCUGGGAUAUUCGAUGCCCAGAUCCUCAGAGGAAUUUCGACCACAAAGCACCAGUCAACGAUGUUGUCAUCCACCCAAACCAGGGCGAACUCAUUUCUUGCGAUCAAAAUGGAAGUAUCAAGCUUUGGGACCUAGGCGAAAGCUCUUGCACACAUGAAUUGGUGCCCGAGGAGGAUGUGCCGAUACGCUCAGUCACUGUCGCCAACGAUGGAUCGUCUCUGGUUGCUGCCAACAACAAGGGCAAUUGCUACGUUUGGAAGAUGGCUCAUACGCGGGACUCGACGGAUCUUCAGCCCAUCACGAAAUUUGCGGCCCACAACAAGUAUAUCACAAAGUGUGUCCUCAGUCCGGAUGUCAAACACCUUGCUACCUGUUCGGCUGACAGUACAGUCAAGAUCUGGAAGACAGAAAACUACUCGUUCGAACUCGAAAAGACACUGGUCGGCCAUCAACGCUGGGUGUGGGAUUGUGCUUUCUCAGCGGACUCGGCAUAUCUGGUCACGGCUUCAUCGGACCAUGUAGCACGGUUAUGGGAGCUAUCCUCGGGCGAGACCAUCCGUCAGUACAAUGGACACCAGAAGGCCGCAGUUUGUGUUGCUCUGAAUGACUUGUCCAUGUAGAACGAGGAACAGCCUCUUGCAGUCGGUUGGAAUGAAAGAAAAGAUUGCUUGUUCCGCGCUGCACAUUGGCUGCGAAUAUCCAAUUUGCCUUCAAAUGGCCUGUCCAUAAAUAUCACUGUGAUAUAGACUCAGCAUAUAUAAACCUUAGUGUUCGCGAU
Molecule: messenger RNA, 1267 nt
Organism: Gamsiella multidivaricata
Lineage: Eukaryota; Fungi; Mortierellomycota; Mortierellomycetes; Mortierellales; Mortierellaceae
Product: WD repeat-containing protein pop3
Exons: 4
Coding region: 51-1109 (352 amino acids)
Biological process (GO): regulation of actin cytoskeleton organization; TOR signaling
Cellular component (GO): TORC1 complex; TORC2 complex
Molecular function (GO): protein binding
Source: RefSeq, a predicted model, not a curated record